Messenger RNA from Pomacea canaliculata, 4261 nucleotides. Its product is annotated as neuronal acetylcholine receptor subunit beta-4-like. Gene Ontology annotation, biological process: signal transduction; chemical synaptic transmission; monoatomic ion transmembrane transport. Bases 97 to 1368 code for a protein of 423 amino acids. The transcript is spliced from 7 exons. NCBI's taxonomy places the organism in Eukaryota, Metazoa, Mollusca, Gastropoda, Architaenioglossa, Ampullariidae. Gene Ontology annotation, molecular function: transmembrane signaling receptor activity; extracellular ligand-gated monoatomic ion channel activity; neurotransmitter receptor activity. The record is from RefSeq and is a predicted model, not a curated record. Gene Ontology annotation, cellular component: synapse; neuron projection; membrane.
GUCAGAGGUGCAGGCUCCAGUCACGCCUACUGCGGCGACAGACGAACUUGUAUUCCCAGUUCUGACAACAAUCUGUUGAGCCGCCUGCUGACUGCCAUGAGUUUGGCAACGGAUUUGUUUUGUUUACUAGCGGCAUUUCUUGUUACAGGCAGACCUGUGGAGGGUGGGUUUACAGUAGAGUCCGAAACCAAUCUGCGGUCCUAUUUACUGGAGACCUAUUCGACGUCUGUUCGUCCUGAUGUCACAACCGUCGUUAACAUGAGCUUUAACCUGGUCUCCAUCAACUUCGUGGACAUGAAGACUGAAGAAUUUUCAGUAUCUGGAUGGUGGUCGUUGAAAUGGAUGGACGAUCGUUUGAACUGGAAAAAUACAACAUGGAGUGGCAUUCCUGUGAUGCAAGUGCUGCCAGAGAAAGUAUGGACCCCGUCCCUUGUCGUGGACAACUCGGUGAAUGAUCUGUCGGCUAUCAACGAAGACACCAUCCCCAUCCGUGUGCGCUCCGACGGCCAGGUGACGUGGAACCCACCUGGCAUCAUAGUGACGUCAUGUGACAUGGUCUUGAGCUACUUCCCCUUCGAUACUCAGCAGUGCUUACUGAGUGUAACGAGUGCUGGCUACACUAUCCAAGAGCUCAACCUUGCUGUGCAGAAUGGUGGCGUAUCUCUUGAGUAUUUUUCCGAGAACGGCGAGUGGGAUUUGCUGAGCACGAGCUAUGGACGCACGGAGUACGAGGAAGAUGACUAUUCCUAUGCUAAAGUCUCCUUGUACUUUAACCUCGAACGCAGGCCCGUCUACUACGGGCUCAACACCAUCCUGCCCGUCAUCGUCAACUCGCUGCUCAUCCCGCUGGUCUUCCUCAUGCCCAACGAGUCUGGGGAGAAGAUCGGGUUCUGUCUGACGUCACUGCUGGCCUACGUCGUUAUCCUGACCCUCGUGACGCAGGACUUGCCCACAUCGGCCAAAACGACGUCACUUCUGGGUAUCUAUAUUGCCACAGUGAUGGUCAUGGCUGGUGUGUCCGUCUUUCUGGCCAUCUACUCGCUCCACCUCUAUCAUCUCGCCGAUGAGCAGCAGGUGCCCGACUGGGUGGCUCGACUGACCAGAGUCGCACGCUCUUUCAGUUUCCUUUGCCGCAAGAAGCAGCAGGUUCAUCCUACCAAACUUCCCGCCGGUCACGUGCCUAUGUCAGCCAUUGGAGACCGCGAAAAGGUUAUAUCCAACGAGCUGGACAAUUUAUCUGAGUUGUCGCAGGUGGAGGUUAUCACCUGGAUCACGGUGGCCACAACCUACGACAGCUUCUUCUUUUAUCUGUACUCAGCAGCCAUUGUGAGCAUCAGCCUGGGUUUUACUUUAGUGCUGAUAUCUUGAAGCUCAUAUAUGGCCAGCCUGUUAUGUGUAAAAACUCUGCGCACAUAUAUUAGAGCUUUCAAUUAAUGUUAUUAAGACAAGAUUAAAGACUAACCCAAGUAAACAUUGCUAGAAAAUUAACAGUCUAAAGCCGCGCUAGUGGGAUGUGGGGCCUUGAGCAAAUAAAAUUGUGGGGACUUUCCAAACUGGCAUAACUGGUAAUAAAUAACAUAGUGUUGUAAUACUGUAAAUAGUGCAAAGGCUUCCGAAUAAUAAUAUAAAAAAUGUCGCCACUACAGGAUCAUGUCUUCAAAUUUGACAGCUUUCUGAUUAGAGGGAAGCCUCACGAUGAAAGAAUUGUCAAUAAAAGUUAUGCCCAAACAGAAUUUACUUUUACCACGCUGAAAGGGGAAGUGAUUUGACUUCUUGGAAUUUUAAACAUUGAGAAAACUACGGAUUGUCUUCAUCUCCCGAGGUACUGUCCCACCAGGCGCUGUGCGGGGGAUCUUGGGCGGUCGCGCCUGCUCGCAGAACUAGCGCCGGCAUUGCAUAGAGCUGUCAUUAGUUGUUAGAAAUGUGUCACAAAUAAUCUUGUCAGAAAACAUAAAUGUGCAUUGACCUAAGUUCUAACUAUACUGACGUCCUGAAGGUCGUAGCCGUAAGCAUUGCCUGAUCUGGAAGACUAUAUAGUUAUGACCCCGAGAAACAAACUUUUUACAUCGGUCCAAAGUGGGAUAAGAACUGCUAUGUUUUAAGGUUAGUAUCUAAUAAACUUUAGUUUUUAGCUCACAUUCUUGGAAUUAAUAUAUUUAAUGAAUUGAACAUAUAUAUAUAUAUGAAAGAUAUCGUUCUCGCAUCCAGUAUACGUACAAACUGUCCGUGCUGUGUUUUAUUUUAUUUUGCUGGUACCUGCCCUGAUUAUUUCUCUGAACUGCUCUUCCCUAACGUCCCAGCUAACUUCCCUCCGCUACUCGUCUGAUGAUCGUCCCCUUACUCUUCUUCUCACCAGAAAAACAACAUAUGGACACAGGAUUCUUACUUAUUCUCCAGUGAAACAUUGGAACUCUCUCCCUCUCCAUAUCCGCCACCCGCUAUAUUGAAUCCUUUAAACGUGCACUGAAAACACACCUCUUCCGUAAACAUUACUCCUAACAUCCUUUCACACAAUGCAAGUGCUUUUCCCCACUCUUUCCUUUUGCUACAUCAUGUUACCCUUAGUUCUUGUUAUUUGGUUCCUCUUUUCUGUAUUUUAUUUUAUUCAUUAGUCCUGUUGCUUAAUCUUUUAUAUUUCAUCUUGUUUUCCUGUCUCACGUGUGCUGUCCAUGGUUCGUUCUUGAGCUUAGGCGCUGAGAGCAUGCUCCUUACGAUUUUGCAUUUAUUAUUAUCAUUAGUUUUGUGCAUGUGUAAUUCCUGAAACACAUCUUCCCAUCCCACUGCUGAAUUUUAUGUACCUAAAACACCUCAGUCCCACAACAUGAACAUACAUUCAUGGAAGGCUAUUUUUAGCUGACAUUUGCUCUGUCUGUGAACUUGGAACAAACCGCGGUAUUCAGUUGACAAGUCAAAACAAAAAAAAAACAACAAAAAACAAAAACAAAACAAAAUCCAAAAAAUAACCACAAAUGCUUUAUGAGUGGCAGGCUCAGUCAAACAAGUCCAAGUAUAUAUACCUCUCCCUUCCUCCGCCUCCACAACUGAUUACACAUAACCUCGAUCUGCUGAUGAACAUUAAAAAAAAAUUAGUAAGUGGGAUUGGUUGUUCUAUUGACUUUUCUUUGUUAAACAAAUGUUCAAAGAAAUACCUACAAUGUCUAGCGUAAUAUUUGGUUACUUAUUUGAAAUGUCUGUGUGAAAAUCAUUUGUUCUUGAAUAUAUUAUAGAAUAUGUGCACUUUAUUCAUGUUUACCAUGGUGUCAUAUCUGCAUUUUUUUGUAGAACUUAUUACUUAAUCUUAUUUGCUUCACACCUUGAUGUGUACUGCUCCCAACACAAUUCCUCUCCUGUUAUUUUAUGCAUUUAAAAUAAUUGCAAAUGUAACAAAAAUUAUAUAUAUGCGUCAGCUGCAUCUAAAUUACCCGUGUUGACCGUUGGAACUUCUCUCUCAUCUUGAAAUAUUGAUGCUUUUUACCUAUUAAUUUCUGGAUGAACAUUUCAUAAUCAAACUCAACUCAUGAUUGCACUGUCACCAGAAAAUUCCCAUCUCAUAGCACUGACGUUUGCAACUUGUUUCCUUCGCAAACUGUAUUUGUAUAUAAUGAACACAUGGGUCAUACACAUUUUGCAGUUUAUUAACUCUCUUCUUGUUCUGUGAUAUUAAACUGCUUAUAUGGUCUAUUUGCAGUAUUUGAACAUUUCUGGACAGUAUUGUGCAGAAAAUUUCAGGAGCAGGCCAUGAGGCAUUGUUAUGUCACUGCUUCAGUGCAUUCUUGGAUGUGUGUGCAGUGGGCAUGAAGAAGAGCCAGAAACACCUCAGAUAAAUAUAGGCAGAUGGAUUCCAUCUUCUUUAUAACUCUCUCAGUGACAUUCCUCUGAACUUGUACCUCUUUGCUUCAAUUCAUCUACAAAUCCAUUCAUCCUCUUUGUCAUCUGUGGGGGCUCGUCGGGUGUUGUGUUGUGUGUGUGUAAUACGUUGUGCGCAUGCAACGUAAGUGUAUGUUUGUCUUAUUUAUUACAAUAAUGUAAAAACAAGUUCAGUUCACCUCUUAGGUAUCUUAGUACAAAGUGGCUAUACAAUGCAUGACAGAAGUUAACAAGCUAAAAUAAAAUCUUCUAACAGUUUGAUAUGCAUCUUAUUUUUUGAAGGACUAGAUUUGUAAAUCAUUAUAACUUUAAUCGCUUGCAAUACCAUACAAAUCAACAAUUAAUGAAAACUCAAUGUUUCCUUUUUUGACUUUUCCUGACGAUUUUGGAUGAC